GGGACACGGCAACGGGAAUGUUACUGGGAAAUGAGCUGGAGCUGGGCCAGGAGAAGGCUCUGCUGGAGCUGCUGAGCUCGGGGGGGCUCCGGCUCUGCCGGGGGCUGCCCCCAGUGGGACGCGCCGGAGCCAGGAAGGUGUCGGCCCGGGAGCGCCGGGAGCGGCUCCAGGAGAAAUCGCGGCUGAGCCGGAGCCUCCUCCCGCUGCUGCCUCAGCUCCUGGAAAAGUUUUCGGCGGAGCCGGAGGCGGUGGCGGCGCUGCUGGAGCUGCUCCCGCACCUGGAGCUGGGAAUGUUCCGGACGGCGCGGCUGGACAAGGUUCUGGAUCAGGUUCUGGUUGGGAUCCAGGAGCUGUUCCGGUGUCACUCGGAGCCCUUCCCCGUUCUCCUCCCGGCCUCGCGGGCCCUGCGCUCGCUCUGUGACCCCGACCUGAGCCUGGGCAGCCGCGGGGACAUCGCCAGGGGACACCUGGGGGACACCUGGGGGGACAGGUGCCACCUGCAGGUGUGUGACGUCAUCCAGGUGAGGGUCCCUGACGAGGACGAUCUCUACGCUCUGGCCGCCACCCUCAGGAGGCUCUCGGUGCUCUUCAGUGACCAUGACCUCACCCCCUGGGGUCUCUUCGGGCCCCUCCAGCAGCUCCUGCGGCACCACCUGGGGACAGGAGAGAUCCCGGAACAGGUGACGGUCCCGGCGCUCUCCUGCCUCUUCUUCCACCUGCUCUGGGAACUCUCCCGAAUUCCCGACUCCGGAGCCGCCCCGGGGGAUCGUCGGGAAUUCCUGUCCCGGGCCGGCUCCGCCCUCUCCCUGUGCCAGAGCUGCCUCUCGGAGCCCCAGCCCGGCCUGCGCCAGGAGGCUCUGCUGGUUGUGAGCGACCUCCUGGUGCUGCUGGGCCCGGAGCUGCAGCCGGAGCCGGAGCUGCCGGGGCUGCUCAGCGCCGUCCUGGCCGACUUCGUCUUCAUCAGCGAAUCCCAGCCCGGCUCUGAUGGACACGCCUCUGCUCCGUCCCUGUCCCGCCGCCGUUCCCUCCUGGCCGCUUUCUGCCGGCUGCUGCUCCGGGGGUCGCUCCCGCUCGGCGCCGCCUCCGACGUCUUCAAGCGAUAUUCCAAGUUUUCCGAGGAUUUUGGUGACAUCAUCCGGGAGACGCUGCGCCGGACGCGGGAGCGCCACCAGCGGGAGUGGGCGUCGGUCCUGCUGCUCUCCCUCACCCAGCUUUUCACGGAGCUGCUGCUCCAGGAGGGCCCCGACGUCCGGGGGCUCCCGGAAUUCCAGGAAAUUCGGGAUCUGGGCCGGAGAUUUUCCCUCUUCUUCAGCCUCCGGCACCUCCGGCACCGCCGGGCGCUGCUGCGGCUCCACAGCGAGGGGAUCCAGUUCGCGCUGCAGCCGCCCCCGGAGCCGGGAACGCCGGGAAUUCCGGGAAUUCCGCCGGGAAAUGCGGGAAUUCCGGGAAUUCCGCCGGGAAAUGCGGGAAUUCCGGGAAUUCCGGGAAUUCCGGGGGGUUUCCCGCUGACCCUGCCCUUCCUGGAGGUGCUGAGCGAAUUCUCCCCGCGGCUCCUGCGGCCGGACCGGGCCCCGCUGCUGGCGCUGCUGGAGCGAAGGUGCCGCGAGCGGGGGCUGGGCCCUGAUUUUGGGUUGAAUUCCGGGGAUUUUGGGGCUCCCCUGCUCUGCUACCGCCGCUCCCUCAGCGCCCCCCAGGGAGCCCCCAGCGCCGGCUCCAGCCCGUGGCCCCCCAGCCCCGAUUUGACCUCGACCCAACUCAGGGGGGGCCCCCGGAGCCGCCCCUCCCCCCCCCUGCCCAGCAGCGAAUCCAGGAGGAUUUGGGGGUCCCGCCUGAGCCUGAUGGAGGAAGAAGAGGAAGAGGAGGAGGAAGAGGAGACCCCAAAAUCCCCCAGGACCCCCCUGGAGCAGCCCCGGGACCUUUUCGGCUCCUCCAGCCUCGAAUUCCAGACUUUCUGAAGACAAAAUUCCAGAAUUCCACAAUUCCCGGAGUUUUUUUUCCCAUUUUUUGCCGUUUUCACCCCAGAAUUCCCCAGGUUUUUUUUCCCAGUUUUUUAAUUCCAAACCCGAGCGGAUUUUUGGGAAUUUUGGGAUUUAUCCCGAAUUUUUUGGGAUUCCCAACCCUUCAGAUCCUCCUGGAUUUUCCCAGCUCGGAAUCCCAAAAAUUCCCUGAGUUUUUUUUCCCAGUUUUUUGCCGUUUUCACCCCAAAAUUCCCCCCAAUAAAAAUCCCGGUGUUGCCGUCGUUUCCGGGCUCGUUUUUUCGGGAAUUUUUUGGGAAUUUUUUGGGAAUUUUUUGGGAAUUUUUCAGGAAUUUUUCAGGAAUUUUUCGGGAAUUUAUCGGGAAUUUAUCGGGAAUUUUUUGGGAAUUUUUCGGGAAUUUCUCAUGAAUUUUUCGGGAAUUUCUCAGGAAUUUAUCGGGAAUUUUUCGGGAAUUUUUCAGGAAUUUCUCGGGAAUUUUUCAGGAAUUUCUCGGGAAUUUUUCAGGAAUUUCUCGGGAAUUUUUCGGGAAUUUUUCGGGAAUUUCUCAGGAAUUUAUCGGGAAUUUUUCGGGAAUUUCUCGGGAAUUUUUCAGGAAUUUUUCGGGAAUUUUUCGGGAAUUUUUCGGGAAUUUUGGCUUUUCCCCCCUCCCUGCUCUUCCCACAUUUCCUGAGCCCAGAAUCCCAAGUUUUCCUCACCCAA
This is a messenger RNA of Poecile atricapillus (Black-capped chickadee), 2676 nucleotides long. It is a transcript of the gene STAG3, whose product is annotated as STAG3 cohesin complex component. Gene Ontology annotation, molecular function: chromatin binding. Lineage: Eukaryota; Metazoa; Chordata; Aves; Passeriformes; Paridae. Gene Ontology annotation, cellular component: chromatin; nucleus; cohesin complex. Gene Ontology annotation, biological process: sister chromatid cohesion. The transcript has 20 exons. Bases 18 to 1955 code for a protein of 645 amino acids. The record is from RefSeq and is a predicted model, not a curated record.